GCGUGGCCUACCAGGCCACCAUGCGGGACAACAUGUGCUUCCACGCCAUCACCAUGAUGAAGGCGUACCAGAGCUACUCGUUCGAGGAGCUGCGGCUGGCGGACGGCGGCUGGGGCGCGCGCGCUGAGGCGGCGGCGGGGCGCGUGCCCGCCGAGCGGCUGCCCGUGCGCGCCGCGCCCGACGGCUCCUACCACGCCACCUGGACGCCGCGCGCGCCCGGCACCUACGUGUUCCGCUGCACGCUGGACGACCACCCCGCGCCGCACGUGAGUCCCGCCACGCCGACGCUCCUGCUGCUCCAUCUCCUGGUCUCCUCCAUGAUCCCGCGCCGCGCCGACGGCUCCUACCACGCCAGCUGGACGCCGCGCGCGCCCGGCACCUACGUGUUCCGCUGCACGCUGGACGACCACCCCGCGCCGCACGUGAGUCCCGCCACGCCGACGCUCCUGCUGCUCCAUCUCCUGGUCUCCUCCAUGAUCCCGCGCCGCGCCGACGGCUCCUACCACGCCAGCUGGACGCCGCGCGCGCCCGGCACCUACGUGUUCCGCUGCACGCUGGACGACCACCCCGCGCCGCACGUGAGUCCCGCCACGCCGACGCUCCUGCUGCUCCAUCUCCUGGUCUCCUCCAUGAUCCCGCGCCGCGCCGACGGCUCCUACCACGCCAGCUGGACGCCGCGCGCGCCCGGCACCUACGUGUUCCGCUGCACGCUGGACGACCACCCCGCGCCGCACGUGAGUCCCGCCACGCCGACGCUCCUGCUGCUCCAUCUCCUGGUCUCCUCCAUGAUCCCGCGCCGCGCCGACGGCUCCUACCACGCCAGCUGGACGCCGCGCGCGCCCGGCACCUACGUGUUCCGCUGCACGCUGGACGACCACCCCGCGCCGCACGUGAGUCCCGCCACGCCGACGCUCCUGCUGCUCCAUCUCCUGGUCUCCUCCAUGAUCCCGCGCCGCGCCGACGGCUCCUACCACGCCAGCUGGACGCCGCGCGCGCCCGGCACCUACGUGUUCCGCUGCACGCUGGACGACCACCCCGCGCCGCACGUGAGUCCCGCCACGCCGACGCUCCUGCUGCUCCAUCUCCUGGUCUCCUCCAUGAUCCCGCGCCGCGCCGACGGCUCCUACCACGCCAGCUGGACGCCGCGCGCGCCCGGCACCUACGUGUUCCGCUGCACGCUGGACGACCACCCCGCGCCGCACGAGGUGACCAUCGAGAUGGGCGACGACCCGACGGAGGAGUGCGAGGAGCGCGGCGUGCAGGCGGAUGGCGCGGCGUUCCCGCCGGCCAAGACGCGGCGCUUCAUCGCGCGCUACACGGCCGGGCUGCGCGUGCGCGCCAGCCCCAGCCUGCAGGCCGAGGAGGUGGGCAGCGUGCCGCCUGGUGGCACUGUUGCCUACGUCGAGGAGGUGACCAACAAGGACGGCACGUGGGUGCGGCUGAGCGAGGAGUCCGUGCGCACCUACACGGACACGGGUGCCGCGGUGGCGUGGUGCCUGCAGCACAACCGGCACAUCGACCGCGUGCUGCUCGUGCCCGUCGAGCCUUAUUCCUCGCCGCAGUCGGAGUAUAUGGGUGUAUGGAGCGGGUACUGGGAGACGCAAGGCGAGGUGCAGUGGCCGCAGGAAGAACCGGAUGACCUUGACGUUCCCGGAGCAGAAAUCCAACGCAUUGAUCGACGAUGUCCUCCUUCCAGCAGUCAAACUGAUCUGGUGAAUGAGGGCGAAACAGCUACCAUGCCUUUUGUGUACGCAUUCGAGCCCUCAAAGCGUGCUCGAGUUAUGCGCAAUGAAUCCACAUCAAUGCCGACCCCGAGACGAAUCCGACGGUCGAACGGCAACGCAGACGAGUACUGGUCGCCGAUGAAGACGCGCUCCAGCGACAACGUGCGCGACACCACCAUCGUCGAGACGGAGCUAGAGCCGGAGGAGCGCGAGGCCGUUGGCGCGCGCCUCGCGCAGGCCGGCACUCAGACCUCGCCCGAGAGCGCGCUCUCGCUCGACGACGCGCCCAGCGCAGUACAUUUGUACCUCGCCGGGAACAAGGACGGGCGCUUGAGUCCGCGCGCGGCGGUUCGCGAGCGGUUGUCGGCUCGGCGACUGAAGCGAGCGUCGUCGCCGCCGCCGCUGCCAGCGCGCUCGGCGCCGCCGCCGCGCAAGCACGCGCUUAGCCCUGCUCAGGCCGAGUGUCUGCGUGCCAUCUUCGCCGCUUUGCUGUGGCAUGAGGGCAUAGUGCACGACGCGAUCGCGUGCGCAGCGUUCCUGAAGUUUCACCCGCAGCUGCCUAAGCAGGGCGCGCGCGUCGUCACCCGCGCGCCGCACGACCACGCCGCGCGUCACCAGCGCCACUCCGUUGAAGUUUCCAACGCUGCUGGUCAAUAUCUCAGCAUGCCGCCGGCCACCCUCGAGACGUUAACGCGUUCGGGCGAGGAAGCGAGCUCCAGCCGCGCUCGCAAAUCUGACAUUGACACGCCCAUCAACGAGGAAGACGCCGGGGAAGCAUCAACCUCCUCGGUUGUAAAUGUAUUGCCCCCUGCUCUGCGCGCUCUGGUCGCGUUGUGGGAUGCACUCUAUGACGCCAAGCAACUUAGAGUUGCAACUGAAAAGAUAAUAAAAGACAACUUCGAUAAAGAAGACGAUGAUCCACGACCUAUAAUCAAAGUUCGACAGAAGAAAGUGUGGCGGUCGAUUACUAAGACCCCGUAUUCGAUUAGUUGCGAGCUGUGCGGCGGCGCAGGAGUGCCGCCCCCGCUUGCGGCGCAUAUGCGGCACGCGCACCCGGGCUGCCGCGCGGCGUCCGUGCGCGGCUACGACCGCUCCGGCACCUACCGCCGCUGCGACACGCCGCAGGACGUCGUCGCCUCCGUGUGCGGACAGCUGGCGCAAGCGUGCCAACUGUGGUACACAUUCUGCGAGAGGUGCCGCGAGAAAGCUCUCAAAGCCGCUUCGUCCGUGAAGCAACCAAAGACCAAGUCGAUCUCGGAACUGAGCUACGAACGCGUCAUGUCCUCCGAGAUAGACCACCAGGUCAUCAGGGAGAACGCAAUGUUCUUGCUCGACCUGGCUCCACUGACCAAUUCAGAAUCGCUGAGCCGCAUGUCGCCGAUCCACGAGGGGCAGGUGCGCAGUCCGCCCACGCCGCCGGGCAGCGUGUGGCAGCCGGCGCCGCCCUUCCAGUGCCUGCCCGCCCUGGGGCUGGCGCCCAAGGCCGCCCUCGCCGCAGAGACCGCGCGCUACCACUCGCUGGGGCGCCCGCCGCCGUCAGCCGCGCAUGCCGUAAGUCAAGGCUGCUUAACCCCAGGCCCGCGGGCCACACUUGGGGCGGCGCCGCGCGUGCAGCGCUCCGUGUCCAUGGGACAAGCGGGCGCGCGCGACCUGGCCGCCGCGGCGCGCCGCUCGCACGAGCCGCUCGCAGCUAUCGAGCGAGACAUAGACCAGGACACGCUCUCAGGUGUCGGCUCAUCCCUGCUGUCCCAGCCCAGCACGGCACUACAGAAGCUGGUCGGCUGCGGCGAAGAUGCCGCCGAAGGCUGCACCGUCUCGGCCUUUGAGGCCCCCCACGUUGACUCGGACGCGCUUAUGAAGCGUCCCGUACUGGAGUUCGUGCUAGCCCGAAGGGACCUGCACGCCUACACACAGAAACUGGACGGAACCGUCAGGAUCAAUACUGUUCGACAGUUUGCUUUUGAGGCCCUGAACUGGCUGCUGCGCUCCACGACGCAGCCGACGUGCGUGCACGACGUGAUGUGGUGGUUCUGCAACGCGCUUGAGAAGUACGCCAACGCCGUGCCGCCGCCCGCCAGCGUGGACGACAACAAAGAGGCGGCUGCCAACGAGAACACCCGCAACGUGAUAAAGUUCCCGGCAGCUUCGAGCAUGUGCCCGGGCGGCACUUCGGCCCGCGGCGCUCGCACGGCCUUCCACGCGCUGCUGGGCUCCGUUAGCACGCUGGCGCCUUCGCUGCCGCCCGCCAGUGCUGCCGGGCUGCAAGCCGUGCGUUGCUGGGCGCUGCACUAUGCGCCCGCCGACCGCGCCUUCCUGCACAGAUCGCAAGUGUUCAGUGUGAUCAGCAAAGUGCUGUCUCACUCGGACGACCCGAAUUUCGAGGAGGGAAUGCUGGGAGCCCUACACGACAGCUUCCACAGCUAUACUUACAAGGAGAAUUACGUAUGGAGCUGUCCCGACGUGACGAGCUGGUGUGACAUUGCCGUGUCGUCACGGCAGGGAAUGGCGGGAGCCCUCACAGAUGGCAGCACUGAAACGUUUUGGGAGAGCGGCGAUGAGGAUCGCAACAAGGCUCGCUGGAUCGAGAUCACCUACCCUCCCGGCACCGCCGAGGACCGUCCACACAUUGUUUGUGUGCAUCUCGAUAACACCAGGGAUACUGUGAACAAGACAAUGCUGGCUUCGUUCCUGUACAGCAGCGGUUCCGAGGAGCUGGUACACAUGCAAGACAUAGAAGUCGAUCCCAAAGUAGCGACUUGGCUCUGCUAUUCGUUGCCAAAGAUGCCGAGCAGUUCCGUGCGCGUGCGCUGCGAGCUGCGCGGCGCGGAGCCGGCGGUGCGCGUGCGGCAGGUGCGCGUGCUGAGCGCGCCCGCGCCCGUGCCCGCCGCCGCCGUCGCGCCCGCGCGCGUGCUGCACGCCGUCGCCGAGGCAGACGCGCUGCGCGUGUUCAGGCUGCUCACCUCGCAGGUGUUCGGCAAGCUCCUCGAGUGGGAGCGCAGCGAGCCGGGCGAGGCGGCGGCGGCGGAGGACCCGGCCGCCAACGACAGCGACCUGCGCGAGCACGUGGUCGGCAUCCUCUUCGCCGGACACAAGCUCACCUCGCUGCAGCGCCAGGUGAUGUCGCACAUAGUAACCGCCAUCGGCUACGAAGCGGCCCGCGUGCGUGACGACUGGGAGACGGCGCUGCUAUGCGCAGAGGCGGCCGAGCGCUCCGGUGAUGAGAUCACGCACAGGGCCAUCCCUCAACCUACUGUGGAUAACUACUGCUUCGAAAUGCUGGCUCUGCUGUUGGCUCUAAGCGGUAGUGCUGUGGGGUGCGCGCACCUGGCCCAGCGCACGGAACUGUUGGCGGACCUGCUAGCGCUGCUGCACACUGGCAGUGAGCGCGUGCAACGGCAGGUUAUUUCAUUACUCCGAAGAAUGAUAUCAGAAAUCAAGCCACAGAAAGCGCUUGUGGCCAUCAACUAUGGAAAUGAUUUGAGCACUCGCGUGACGUUACUGGACUACCUGCUGAGCUACCUCGGCAAAGCCAUCACGGUGCAGAUGAAGGUGAAGGGCGCCAGUGGGUCCAGCCCGGCCACGGUCACCAUGGGCUCCAGCGUCGCGUCCACGCCGCCCUCCACCUGGUUCCUGCGCGGAGAGACCUCCAAGAAGCACGCGCACCUGGUCGCCAAGCUGCUGGCUGAUAUGGCCGAGGACAAAAUAUCAGCCGACUGGGGCCAGGAGACGCGCACCGCGCUUGCCAACUACGUGGGCGCGAUCGCGCAGAUCGCCGAGAGCGAGCGGCGGCCGGCGCGCUGCGUGUCCUCGCCCGCCAUGUGGAUGGCUCUCGCCGCGCUCUGCGUGUGCGAGCAGCCGCACAUCGACCUGAUCAACGGCACAGAAGGUCGCGAGUCGCGUCGCGAGCCGGAGGCCCGGCCGUUCUGCUCGAACCACGACGACGGCGCCACCGUAGCGGUGGUGGAGUGCCGCACAUGCGGCCCGCUGUGCGGCGAGUGCGACCGCUUCCUGCAUCUCAACCGCGCCGCUCGCACGCAUCAACGCCAGAUCUGCAAAGAGGAGGAGAGUGCUAUCCGUGUGGACAUCCAUGAGGGCUGCGGACGCGCGAAACUGUUCUGGCUACUGCUGCUGGUUGACCGGCGCACGCUGAAGGCGCUGGCAGAGUUCCGCGGCAUGGACGCGGCUGAAGGCGACGAACUCGGCUACGCGGGCACUUGUCGCUUCUGCGGCGCUCGUGGCAGCACUGGCUUGCUGGCUAUUGGGAAUGUAUGCGCUGAUCAGCAGUGCCAGGAGCACGGGCGCGAGGCGUGCAACCGCGUGUUAAACUGCGGUCACAUGUGCGGCGGCGUGCGCUGCGAGCCGCUGUGCCUGCCGUGCCUGGCGGGCUGCGGCGCCGGCCGCUGCACCGAGAACGCGCCGCUGCGCCAGGACGCCGACGACAUGUGCAUGAUCUGCUUCACCGAGCCGCUGCAGGCCGCGCCCGCCAUACAGCUGAAAUGCGGGCACGUGUUCCAUCUGCACUGCUGCAAGAAGGUCCUGAACAGCAAAUGGAUUGGUCCGCGAAUCACAUUCUCUUUCGCACAAUGCCCCAUCUGCAAGGAGGACAUGGACCACUGGACCCUCGAAGACCUGCUGGACCCGAUCCGGCGGCUGCAGGACGAGGUGCGGCGCAAGGCGCUGAUGCGGCUGGAGUACGAGGGCGCGGCCGUGCCGGGUGCGGCGCGAGGCCGGCCCGUUCUGGACCCCGCUGAAUACGCUAUGGAGCGCUACGCCUACUACGUGUGCCAUAAGUGCGAGCGGGCAUACUUCGGCGGGCUGGCGCGCUGCGAGGCGGAGACGAGCGGCUGGUGGGAGCCGUCGGAGCUGGUGUGUGGCGCGUGCAGCGACGUCGCCGGCGCGCGCACCUGCCCCAAGCACGGCGCCGACUUCCUCGAGUACAAGUGCCGCUACUGCUGCUCGGUGGCGGUGUUCUUCUGCUUCGGGACGUCGCACUUCUGCAACGCCUGCCACGACGACUUCCAGCGCGUCACCAACAUCCCCAAGAACUCUUUGCCGCAAUGCCCGGCGGGCCCCAAAGGCGAGCAGCUGCCCGGCUCCUCCGAGGAGUGUCCUCUGCACGUGCAGCACCCGGCUACGGGCGAGGAGUUUGCGCUCGGCUGCGGCAUAUGCCGGCACUCGCAGGGCUUCUAAACCCGAGGGCCGCGACGCCCGGCCGGGCAAACCAGGCGCACUGCAGUCUUGCACUCGCUUAUAACAGCCUGGCUGGGCUAGUGCUGGUUGGUGUUUUCUGUUCCACUUUGUCGUAUAAUUUUGAAUUAAUUUAAAUUUAAACACGUAGGAGUAGUGGCAAUAAGUCUAUAACAGAUUAUUUAUGAUGAUUCACACUAAUUUGCAAUGUAUGUAUUUCCUGUUUAAAAUUACAUGAUUACAUUUGCUUCGAUUAUGAAUGUUAAUCCUAAUUUGUGUUAAUAUAUAAAAUUGGUAUGUAUGCGCAUACAGACCACAUGGACGUACUAUAAAAAUAUUCCAAAUAUGACAAAGACUCGAGUCUGGUGGCACUAAUGUAUUGUGCCAUAGGGCAGCGACGUUAUACAAACCUAAGACCCCUACACGUCCACAUGGACGUCCUAAAAACAUUCCAAUAUGACAAAAACUCGAUUUUGACACGAGUCUGGUGGCACUAAUGUAUUGUGCCAUAGGACAACGACCCCUAAAAUACCCCUACACGCCCACAUGUGCGUAAAACAUCCCAAAUAUGACAUAUAUUCCCCAUUUUGUCAUGUACCACAGGGUAUACAAAUCUAAAAGACCCUUACCUUCACGUCCACUUGGACGUACCUACUAGAAAUAACAUUCCAAACAUGACACAUACUUCCGAUUUGAGAUUCCAAAACAAAAUACAUUAACAUUACGAAUUAAAAAGGUUAUAAAAAAGAGUAUUAUUUAUCGAAAUGUCUCAUACUACGUCACGCGUGCUGCUUUAACGAUUUUUUACACCAUAAGUACUUCUAAAUCCUCAUUAUUUCGACUAAAGAUGCCUAUCAUGAUCUUUUGGCUUGCAAACUAGUUUGUAGCCCGAAUAACCUCAGAUGAGUUGUAAACAUCAUGAUGAGACCUAACGACAACAUGCGUUAUUGAAGUUACAUUUCUGUGGCGCUUGUGUCACUGCGUCGAUCAGUCGAAUGCAACAAACGAACGAGUCACUCUGCAAUAACAACACAGAUCAACAACAACGUAAUAUGACUCUGUUAUCAUAACCAACUGUACGAUGAAUCUGCAUUUAAAAUAUUUGGGGCAAACUUAUAAUUUUCCGCCUCUUGAAAAGUCAACUUAUUUCGUCUACUACAUGAAUGACUGUCAGUCAUUCAGUUGACUUGUGCAACUCCUUUGUUUUUAACUUUAUAACAGUAACAUGUAGUAACAACGCAAAAUAUUAUCAAGGUUUUAUUAGUAGCGAUAUUAAUCAGUAGCGAUUUACCGACAUUUAAAUUUAAUAUUAUCACUGUCGAUGGUAAUUUUAACCAAGUCAUUAUUCGAUUUUAAAUAAAUAAAGUAUAAUAAUAAUAAUAUUACUCGUAGAUGAUGAAUGGUUUGUGUCUGUUUAAUGAGAUGUUUGAAUGGGCGAUAUUUUAGCUGAGUUGAAAUGUAGGAGGGAGAUUGACUGUUACUUAAAGUAAAAAUUGUUACUUGUAAAUUAAGGGAAAGUCAAUUCUUGUCCUUCCGUGAGAUCCGAAUUGUGCGAUACUAACAUCGAAGCGCGAAGCUGCACGCGACAGGCUGCUGCUUCACGCGACGCGACAUCGCGCGCUCGUCUGUCGCACUCGUCUCUCUCCUUGAAGCCGAUGCCAUUGAAGAUAAAUGUUUAGCUGUAUUUAACACUCAGCAUCACACAAAAUUUCACCUUUAGAUCCAUAACACAAACCAGCUUAGCCACAUACUCUCAUUUUAUAUUAGUCUGUAGGUAAACAUAUACAUAUAAGGGUAUACUUAAGCAUUUUUGAGCUGUUUAAAUCGAAACCGUUCCUUAUAAGCUAUACUAAUGUUUCAACAGGGAUAUCGGAGUUUAAUAUGGCUCCAAAUAUAGCAUGCUUAACAUUUCCUACCACUUUUCUACACUGCUUCAUUUCUUGUAUAGGCAAAAAUGCCAUGAAUGUGUAAAUUGCGCGUUAAUAUUUUGCAUGUAGGUAUUGCCGGCACUUCGGCUUUGUAUAUUAGUGCUAAAUUUGGCUAUUUUUGAUAUGUUUUGAUCGCACCAAGCCGCGGGCGCAGCCGCCAGCUUCUUCCGUCGGGCGCGGCCGUUGUUGUCUAGUUGCGUAGCGAACUGAUUGUUGUCGAGUUAUAAAAUAUUUUUACACCUACGAAUUUCACACUACUUUCAUUUUAAUAUUGUGCAAUACAUUAGGCAGAGUUGAUCUAUAUUUUCUAUAAAAAGUUAUAUCAAUAAACUAAAUUAAGUAGAGUAGAACAUUACGUUUGUUAAAGAAAUUAAAUAUUUUAAUUUUUUAUGUUCUACUUGGAUGUGAACCAGUUCAGUCGAAAGGAUGUCGCUCCCUGACCCUCCCCCAACGCAACCCCGAUUCUUUGCCACGAACUGUCCCAGCAGUCCGGCCUCCGCUGAGGUCACGGUAGCCCCGUUGUUCUAGUACGUACAUAGAUAUUAUUGAAACAUAGUCAUUGGUGUUAAGCUGGCGACGCGGUGUAGCCACCGGAUUAUUAGGUUUUGAGAUUCUAUCGGAGAUUGAUGAUUGGGCGAUGAUGAGAGAGGAUGAGAUUUUGAAGAAAACUGAUGAAUGAAGAUAUUGGAGAAGGCUCGUGCACGUUGGUUAGUCAGGCGGCUCUGGCGCGCAGCCAGCUCGAUUGAUGGAAUUAUUCGUAGCUAGUAACUCAUUUAAUGGAAUCAGUGUGAAUCAAUAAAUGUGGUAGAUGAGAUUACUUUCAAUGUGAAUUAAGUAGAUAGUCUAUCAAAUAUGACUUUUGAAUGAUUUACAAUGUUAAGUAGAUGUUUUAAUCGAUGGAAUCCAUAAAUUAUUCUCUAGUGCAGUUUCUUGAUAGGUGUUUUAUGUUCAUUAUUAUGUUUUUCUUUUAUAAUUUAUGUUACUUUACUGUAUUUUUCUGAGUAUGUUAUUUUAUAUUAAAUUUCAUGUUUGUGUUGCGUUGUAAAUAAUAAUAUGUUUGUUUAUAUAAUUAUAUUACUUAUAAUAAUAAAUUAUUUUAAGAAUAAUGUACCCAUUUUCCUCCUUUACCGUGCCUUUUACUUGAUUAUGUGAUGUAGUGCGCUGUCCGUCCGUCGGCGGCGCUGGUAGUAUCGAUGAGUUUGACUGUACCGUUCCUAAAUCUUUGUUUAUUCAGAAUAAUAA
This is a messenger RNA of Ostrinia furnacalis (Asian corn borer), 10081 nucleotides long. Its product is annotated as E3 ubiquitin-protein ligase highwire-like. Bases 21 to 6914 code for a protein of 2297 amino acids. Gene Ontology annotation, cellular component: nucleus; plasma membrane. The record is from RefSeq and is a predicted model, not a curated record. The transcript is spliced from 40 exons. Lineage: Eukaryota; Metazoa; Arthropoda; Insecta; Lepidoptera; Crambidae. Gene Ontology annotation, biological process: regulation of synaptic assembly at neuromuscular junction; axon guidance. Gene Ontology annotation, molecular function: ubiquitin protein ligase activity.